Molecule: messenger RNA, 1331 nt
Organism: Chara braunii
Lineage: Eukaryota; Viridiplantae; Streptophyta; Charophyceae; Charales; Characeae
Source: the annotation of a GenBank genome assembly
CGUCAGCAGUACCACGUCAGACACAGUGCCACGUCAGCAGUACCACGUCAGACACAGUGCCACGUCAGCAGUGCCAUGUCAGCAACAUGACGGGCCUGCCAGGCCAACUGGCCAAUGAGACCAUUGCCGCCUACAAGCAGCGUUGCCUGGCUCAGUUAGAGGCUGAGGAACAACGCCUGCUGGCAGUCGAGGCUGCCCGCGUACAGGCGGAAGAGGCAGCAGAAGCAGAACAGCUGCGGCUACAGGCCGAUGCAGACGCAGAUGCCCAGGCUCGCCGCAAGGAAGCCCAGGAUCUGCUGCAGCUGCAUGAAGCCAACAGCAUCGACAGACUCAAGUACUGGCAUUUUGAACCGAACGGCGACGAGGCAACACCGGAAGAGAAGCACAAGGAGUUCCUCUCCAAACUCGUGACGCAGUUGUUGUAUGCUUGCAACUACCAACGGUCAGAGUUGGAGAGACAGUACCGGGACCUGACGCAACAGCAUCAGGAGUUGGCGACGCUCCGCCGCACAGUGCAGGGCCACAAGGAUGCAACUCGGGCACUCAAUGCCCGAUUGUUGGACCUGGAACAGGCUGUACCAGGACCAGCUGCUGGGGCUUCCAGCAGUGCACCCUCUAGCCGCCAACUGGAGGACCGCGUUGACCACGUAGUGGCAAUGCUGGGCGACGUCAGCACUUUCGCUACGCCGACCACCACCAUCAGCAGUCAGCUGCAUACAUUGAAGAUCGAGGUCCAGCAGCUGCAGACGACGAACGCAAAUGGCAAUCCAAAGAUGUAUAAGAUGUCAACGUUCACUCUGGAGAAGUUCGACGACUACACGCAGCAGGAUCCGGUCCUCUGGUGGGAAGCAUUCACAACGCAACUCAGGAUUCUGCCCGUAGACAAGCAUGCGUACAUCGGCGCCCUGUUCCUGAACUCAAAGGGCGGAUGCCAGACCUGGUUGACCCACCUAGCAACCUCCCACGGCGUCGACGUACCAGACUUGAAGGACGUAAUCACAUGGGAGGAACUGACAUGGCUGUGGAAGAAGCGGUUCAUCGUCGACGACGCGCCGACACUCGCCCUCAACCGACUGUUCACCAUGUCACAGGGCAACACAGCAACACGGGACUGGCUCACGGAGUGGCAGAAGAUUGCGGUUGUGCCCAAUCUGAAUCUACCAUUCGAGCAUCUACGCCGUGAGUUCUACAAUAGGUCCUGUGCUGCAUUGAGCUAGGCUCUUGGGGAUCGUGAGCAGUACUCAAUCUUCGCGGAGAUCAUUGACAAAGCGAGGGAGAUCAUCAAGACCAACAGGUCAGCUACACACGAGAAAUCAACAUCAUGGCAACCG